AUGAGCAUGGCCUGCGAGACAUGUAGAACCCAGGCCCGGGCCGUCCUCCGGGCUGCAAUGCGAGCCGGCGCAUCACGAGCCGCUGCACCGACGACGAGGAAUUUCCUUCCACCCGCUGCGGUUGUUACUCGACGACAUUUCAGCAACACGAGUUCGAGAAGCCUCCUCAAGGGUAUUGGAAAGUCUAUGGCGGAGCCGUAUCGUGUGUUGGGUGCGACAGAGCAGCUUUUCAAGGCUUCAGCGAAGGCGGCGGAUUAUCACAUCACUGAGAAGGAGAGAAAAGAUGAUCAGGUGCAGCUUGCAGAGGAUGGUGAAGAGAUUGGGCAUUCUCUGAACCCUGAUAGUCCCUGGCAUCACACCUUCAAACUUCCUCCAACCUUCAGCACCUGGUCCCAUGUAACCAUGCUUCACCUCUACCUAAUCAACACCCGAAUACGUUGCUUCGACCGCGAGGGCUUCCAAAACUGGCAGCACCAGCUCACAGAUCACUUCUUCUUCGAGUGCGAGAAGAAGAUGCACAUCGACCACCACAUCACGUCGAGCGCCCUCCGCCAGCGAUACCUUAAGGACAUUUUCGUUCAGUGGCGUGGUCUUCUGCUAGCAUAUGACGAGGGCCUCAUCAAGGGCGAUGCGAUGCUAGCAAGCGCCAUCUGGCGAAACCUGUUCAAGGGCUCUGCUGAUGCGGAUCCUAGAGCUCUUCUUGCUAUUGUGGGCUGGAUGAGAUCGACACUGUUGCAGUUUGAGGCUGUUUCGGAUAAUAACCUUGCUGCGCAAUUACCGGUGAUUAUGGCCAAGCCAGUGGACGUGUUCUGGACGAGAUUGGAGAAGCAACUUGGCGGCCAGCAGGAGGAUAGUCUUCCUGCCAAGGAGGUGAAGGAGGAGCCUGUAUCGGCAGAGGAGACAGCCAAGGUUUCAGCGAACUAG
Fusarium fujikuroi IMI 58289 is the source of this 924-nucleotide messenger RNA. Its product is annotated as related to CBP3-required for assembly of cytochrome bc1 complex. Gene Ontology annotation, biological process: mitochondrial respiratory chain complex III assembly. The transcript has 2 exons. The record is from RefSeq and is a predicted model, not a curated record. Bases 1 to 924 code for a protein of 307 amino acids. Gene Ontology annotation, cellular component: mitochondrion. NCBI's taxonomy places the organism in Eukaryota, Fungi, Ascomycota, Sordariomycetes, Hypocreales, Nectriaceae.